AUGGAGGGUGACCACACCAUCCAUUUCCGGGAUAAGAAGUUUCAUCCCAGUAACUCGGUGUUUCAGGCAGAACUUACAGCCCUAAAGGCAGCUCUGGACUUUACUGCUAACAAUGGCAGAUAUAAAGUAAUUUACACAGACUCAAUGUCAAGCUUGCAGGCUAUCCAUGGCUGCCGCAGUAGACAUUCCAUUGUCAGAGACAUACAAAAGCUAUUAAUUUCGAUUGAUGCAAGUCUGAGGCCCCAACUACAAUGGGUUCCAGCCUAUACGGGGAUUAAAGGAAAUGAAGCAGCCGAUAUGAUUGCGAAAGCCGCAGCCAAUGAACCUCACGUGAGUAGUAUUGGUGUGCCCCAUCCGAACUCGUAUCUGAAAACUACUCUCAAAUGUGAACUAAUGAAGCAGUGGCUGGCAAAACUACUGGGAGAGAAGCACCACAGGCGACAAGCACUAUGA
Stegodyphus dumicola is the source of this 453-nucleotide messenger RNA. RefSeq lists its product as uncharacterized. Lineage: Eukaryota; Metazoa; Arthropoda; Arachnida; Araneae; Eresidae. The record is from RefSeq and is a predicted model, not a curated record.